This is a messenger RNA of Arabis nemorensis, 453 nucleotides long. NCBI's taxonomy places the organism in Eukaryota, Viridiplantae, Streptophyta, Magnoliopsida, Brassicales, Brassicaceae. The record is from the annotation of a GenBank genome assembly.
AUGGAUUCUCCGACCAAUUCACAGAAAACGGUUUCGGACGACGAAGAGAUCGAUUACUCCAUCAAACCAGAGUUAUAUGAUUCGGAUCUCGACGACAAAGAUGAGCAAUGGAUGGCUAAGAAAAGAGAUGGCCGUACUUCUGAUGCUGUGCUUAGCUGUCCAGCUUGUUUCACCACUGUCUGCUACGAGUGUCAAAGGCAUGAACAGUACGUGACACAGUACAGGGCAGUCUUUGUUGUCAAUUGCGAAGUAGACAAAGACAGAGUUUUCCAACCCAAUGCAAUACCAUCAAAAGUUGGUAAAAGAACGAGAGAUUCCGAGAAGCAAGAAACUGGCUCCGCAGACAACGAAAGACUGAACCCGGUCUUUUGCGCAACUUGUUCGACAGAGAUCGGGGUAGUUGACAUCGAAGAGAUCUACCAUUUCUUUAAUGUAAUUCCAAGCGAGCCGUAG